Molecule: messenger RNA, 885 nt
Organism: Metarhizium robertsii ARSEF 23
Lineage: Eukaryota; Fungi; Ascomycota; Sordariomycetes; Hypocreales; Clavicipitaceae
Exons: 3
Coding region: 1-885 (294 amino acids)
Source: RefSeq, a predicted model, not a curated record
AUGUCUCUAGAUAAUAUCAACUGGGUCUCACAAAGGCUUGCAAGAGAAGGACAUCUCACGCCUCAGGAUAUGGCGGCGCUAGAAGAACGACUGCCUAUUGCCUUUCAAGAGCGGGAUUUGAGUCGACAGCCAGGACGUCGGGGGCAGGGACUGAAAGCCAAACAAUGGACCGAACGAUCUCGACUCAAAUCCGCCCACCUCAAAUACCGUGACGUUUUCUACAAACGGCCACAAAGGAUUGAAGAUGUUGCCCGGGCACAAGGAAUUGGCCAGCAUCCGCUUUUCCUGGAAUGGAUGAAUAUACUAUUUGAAAAGCCAAUCCUUUCCGAAGCCCGUCAGACUUUCAUAGCCGGGGACAUUCAAGCUCUUCAUGGCAUAUUUCAUGAUAAGCUGUGCCGCCGAAUCAUGAAUUCCCCGAGACGAAUCGAGGAAGAACGAACAGGAGGGUUCACCAUUAAAACAAAUACGACAUAUUGCGUCCAAACCGUCGUACCGAAAGACCCAUUUGACGAUAUGGUGUUGUGGCUUGAUAUCGCGCUCGACAAGACAUUCCUUCAGGACUUAUUCCCAGACUAUGAAAACCAGUUGUCGGGGAAAGAUAAUAGUGAUGCUGAGAUAGUGCUAUCUCCCGGUUCAACCCUCUGUGUUGAUUCCAUCUUCAAACCCCCGGGUCGCGAAAGAUGGCAGAAAAGCCGACUUCGAACAUGGGAGGAGAAUGGAAAACUCUGGGAUGUGACGGCUGGUAUUCAAAUGCAAGUACGGCCGAACGAUCUUAGCAGCGGUACACUGCGUUUGUGCUUGUCAUGGGAGUGGCAUCAGGAAAUGGAGACGCUAUAUUCAUGUCCCGCAGAGCUAUCACCUUCUGGGGUCAGCGCUGUCUCUUAA